Molecule: messenger RNA, 486 nt
Organism: Lynx canadensis (Canada lynx)
Lineage: Eukaryota; Metazoa; Chordata; Mammalia; Carnivora; Felidae
Gene: IQCF2
Product: IQ motif containing F2
Exons: 3
Coding region: 1-486 (161 amino acids)
Molecular function (GO): calmodulin binding
Source: RefSeq, a predicted model, not a curated record
AUGGGGCUCAGAUUUUGUACUCACGGCAACUUAAUUGUACUUGUAAUUGAAGAUGUUGAAGAAAGAACCGAAUGGAAGAAGACGGAGAAGCAGAAACUCAAGAAAACUUUUAAAAAACAAACAAAAGCAGCUACAGAGAUCCAGGCCUGGUGGCGUGGCACCCUGGUACGCCGGACAUUGCUGCACGCAGCCCUCAGGGCCUGUAUCAUUCAGCGCUGGUGGAGGCUGACCUUGGAUAGCCUGCUGCAGAAGAAGCGAAGGCAAGCCCUGGUCACCUAUGCAAAUACAGUGAGGGCCGUGGUCAAGAUCCAGUCCUUGGUCCGUAUGUGGCGUAUCCACUGGCGAUACCGUCAGGUGCUCAAUGCCAUCUAUGUCAUUCAGUGCCACUGGCAAUGCCACAACUGCCAUACCUGUGCUCUCCUCCGGGGCCACUGUGUAGUCACAGCCACUCACCUACAGUUCCACAUUGAGAUCAUCAACCCCUAA